Molecule: messenger RNA, 831 nt
Organism: Moneuplotes crassus
Lineage: Eukaryota; Ciliophora; Spirotrichea; Euplotida; Euplotidae
Source: the annotation of a GenBank genome assembly
CUAGACUCUACUUAGGAGUUCCAUUGAGAUUAAAACUCUUAUAAAACCCUUAAAUAAACCCUAUUCCCACAUCUCUAAUCUCUUACCCUGUAGAAACAAGUCAGGCAGGCCCACAAAAUAAGGUUGCCACUAAAGCUAGUGGGCAAGCUUAACCCCCUUGUGCAGGCUAGGAAAGCCAUUGGGCGACUUGUGCUAAUUUUAGGGUAUUUUAACUGUGGAGAGCAGUGGCGAGAUUUUGAGAGCAGGAUACUAUAACUGAUAAUGGAGAUAUUAAUUAUAAUGAAAUUGAGGUGAGAAGAAAUUUCAGAAUGAUUAUUUUAAGAUAAGCAACAAAUGAAGUUCGAGAAGGAAAUUUAUUUUUAUGAUCUAAAUUAAUUUAAUAGAUCUUAUCCAUAAAGAGUCACUCAAUAAUUAUAGGUCCAGUUUUACUAAGAAAUCAAGAGUUUAUCAUUAAGGCAUUAUUAUAGCACAUAAUGUUUUAUUUGGUUUGCACACCUAAAUGAAACAUAUAAAGCAAAGAAGUAUUGAGUCAUAAACUUAUAUUAGAUGGAUGUACAUUUUUAUCUUCACAAAUUAAUUAUACUAAGGAUACUUUUUAGCCUAAAAUCUAAAGUCAAGUUAGUUAUUUUCGCAUGUUGCUCUGUAAGGUCUUAUCGAAACUCCUUAGAGUCUUUCUCCAAUCUUCUUUAUCUCUCUUAUUUUUCAAAAAGAUAUCAAAGUUUUACUAAGAUAUUAAAGUUUUACAACCUAACCAUAAAUUUCUUGCUUAAAUUGAUAAUUAAAAUUGUUGAAAAGAAAUUUAAUCUAUCUCAUCUUCAAGUUUUAUUGUAA